Molecule: messenger RNA, 2423 nt
Organism: Vespa velutina
Lineage: Eukaryota; Metazoa; Arthropoda; Insecta; Hymenoptera; Vespidae
Product: serine protease gd-like
Exons: 2
Coding region: 937-2355 (472 amino acids)
Biological process (GO): proteolysis
Molecular function (GO): serine-type endopeptidase activity
Source: RefSeq, a predicted model, not a curated record
AGGAAAGUAAAUGAAAGACAUAAAUGAAAAAAGAUGGAAAGAAAUGAAAGCCUGGCUUAAAAAAAGUUUCAAUCAAAAAUUAACAUUUAUAAAAAGAAAUUUUCUUCAAUUCGAUUUCGUCUUUUGAAACGAUUUAAAUUACGUAAAAAAUACUUUCUGUAUUAUCAUAAAUAAUAAAAAUAUUUAUGUGGUAUAUUUCAAGGGAAACUUAGAAAUAAUUAAAAAAGUUGUAUCGAUUUUUGAUAACACUAAUCCACUAUAUAUCUAAUCAUAAGAAAAGCAAAAUUAUAAAAGUAACAUUAGAAAAGCUUAAAGUUUUCUUCUCUAAUAGAGUGAUGGUUUUAAAAAGUUAAAAAAGUUAAAAAAAAAGGAAAAAAGAAAUUGAGAAACCUCGUUAGAAAAAAAAUCAUUUUAUACUAUUAAUUAAGAACUAUUAAUUACUAUUAGAUACUAAUAAGGAUUCGAUAAAGGAAGCAAAAAAAAAAUAGAGAUUAAAAGAGAUAAAUAAAUAAAAUAUUAAAACGAGGACCAAGCUAAUUAUUAGUUUACAACGUAGUAUAAAAAUGAUUACAAUAUCGAAAAGUUACAAACGUUUUAAACAUUUAUCAAUUUCGUGUCUGCCAAAAUAAAAAACAAUUUACUGCUUAGUAAGUAAACAAUUUAUUAAGUAUCAAUUAAAAUAAUAAACUCUUUUAUUUUAAAGUUCGAUUUCUACGAAGGUUUAAACAUUUCAAAAUAUAACUCAUUGUGUGAUCAAUAUUUUUCAACGAGUGUCGUUUUUAUCUGUUCCACCAUUCAAAUCUUCUAUAGAUUUUUCAUCAUUUUUUGCAUCGUCGAACGUAAGAAUCAAAUCGGACUAACAUCGAGAAUUCUAUUUCUAUCUAAUAUCUAAACAUUUAAAACGAUAAGUACGCCUUAUCUUCUAUAAUUCUUAAAAUGAUUCUGGACAUUGGAAAAUAUGUAUUCCUGAUUCAGUUGAUGGAUGUAAUGAAUGAACCGGUGAUCGUUAAUUCGCCAUGCCCGAAAUUUUUUCGUUACAUUCGGAGCAAUGUUAUCGAGACAAUGGGACAGAUCAAAAUACCGUCUCCGCCGAAAAAUGUUCCGUUACAUUUGAAAAUAAAAUUAACCGUGUCAGCAUUGUUACCCACUAAAUAUAAUGGUCGAUUGAAAUUGGCGCAAUCAUUAGAAGAAUCGGUGAAAGCGAUUCAAGAGAACAGAUCGUUGUAUUAUUUAGUUUAUUUUCCUAUAUACCGACCAAUACCAAUAUUAACAGGUAUAUGGUUGAACGAUCAGGAAUAUUGUAGCGCUCCACCUUCAUUUGGAAUUAUUGUAACGUCAAUUUUUUUGGAACAUAUAUUGUUACCACCUAGAAUAUUAUUGAUAUCUAAAAAUCAAGGAAACAACAAGGAUAAUGUGGCACCGAAUUUUAAUGAUUUUUUAUUAUCCAAUCCAUGUCGAUUUCCAUUGAUUUUAUCAUUGGAAAAAGAACAGUCAGCAUUGGACUUGCAAUUUCCCUCCAACUAUAAUAAUACCUAUAACAUUUCUGAUGGAUCAAUUAAUAAAUGUUGUCAAGGUAUUAGUAAUAAUACUCUUGUUACAUCUAGGAAGACAUCUAUGGAUCAAUGGCCUUGGAUGGCUGCUAUUUUUGUUAUGAGAAAUAAAUUAGAUUUGCAGUGUGUCGGUAGUUUGAUUACAAACAAGCAUGUCAUUACAGUAGCGCACUGUAUAAAAAUGUACAAUGUGAUCGUACCAAUAAAUACUAUGGUCGUUUUUUUGGGACAUUAUCAUAUAAGAAAUUGGAAUGGAAUAGAGUCGACCAAUCGAGAAGUGGAAGAAUAUAGAUUACAUCCAGACUUUAAGGAUGAUUUAAAAAAUCCAACGGCUGAUGGAGAUCUCGCUAUUAUCAUAUUAAAAAAUCCAGUCAAUUUUUCUCCCUUUAUUAGACCAGUUUGCCUUUGGUCUGGAUCGAAUGAUUUAGAAGACGUAAUCGGUUCCACAGGAUAUGUUGUUGUUUGGGAUCACAAGGAUUUAAUUAAUCCUUAUUUAGAUAAAUCUCGAUUGAUCAGAAUGACAAUAAUGUCUCAAGAGGAUUGUCUUCGGAGCAAUGCAGUUUUUGUAACUCUCACGUCAAAUCGUACUUUUUGUGCUGAUUCUAAAAACAAUAAUGGACCGUGUAAUGGUGAUAGUGGAAGUGGAUUGUUAAUACGUAAGAAUGAUGGAUCUUAUUUAUUACGUGGAAUUGUUUCACGAUCCAUUCAAGAUGAAAUUACAAUGUCCUGUGAUUUUACACAAUAUGUUGUCUAUGUUGACAUAGCGAAAUAUUUAGAUUGGAUACAUUUGCAUAUCACUAUUUAAACUUAAUAGAAAUUAUUAUGAUAAACCUGAACAAUGAUUACUUCAUCAGCAUUUAUAUAAUUUCCAUG